UCUGUAUCAAGUAACACAAGAUCAAAUAAAACACGAGCAAUCCUUGUUUCGUGCCUGAACCAGACAGGUGAUAUUGAAAUCAGUUAUACAAAUGUGUACUAACUCUUCAUAAAGACUAUCCAAAGAGGGUAUUAUUAUCAUCUGCAUUUAAUAGAUAGCUAUCCUAAGGCUGUUGUAAAAUAGAUUCUCAGAUCAUACCUAUAUGAAGCAGAGAACUGGAUUUCCUUUCCUGGCAGUCUGACUCCAAGAUCCUUUCUUAGAAACAAUUACACUGUAAAAACUGAGAAUGAAUAAAACCCAACAUGGGAGACUGAUUUUAACAUCUGUUAAUCUUAAACCAUUAAAUAAUAAAAAUAAGUUAAAAUGAAAGAAAAAUAUCCAAAUAUUCAUAUACAGAGAAGUCAAUAUUCUUCAAUCGAAAACACAUUUUUUAAGUGCUCAAGGAAUAUUUACAAAAAUGCUGAAUAUUUAAUUAAAUAAUUAAUAUUUGUAUAUCAAAUUGACUUAAGAGAAUGACUUCCUUAAAAGCCUAAGGAUGCGAGAUCAGUUUGAUAAAUAUUGAAAAUGGGCUGAAACUUAUGAGUGGGAAAAUAGGGCCAUUUCAACCUGCAUGACAUCCCUAAAAUUUAUUUUCCAUUUUGGAAACUGUAGGACAAAAACUAUUCCCAUUCAUGUGGGGUAUAUAUUUAUGUGUAUGGGUGUAUAUGUCUUCCCAAGAAAAUCUUGAAUGCUUUUGAUAGGAAAAAUUUAGAUUCUGUUUACAUGUAUCUGGUAUUGAGAAAAAUAAAUUAACAGCAGUCAUGAUACAAGUUAUGAUCAAGCUUCCUUCAGAAAUUUAGACAUCCAAUAUAUGAUCUAUGUAUUGGGUUUAAAAAUUUCCAUAGCAAGUGAUGUUGCUGAACACAAAUUAUGACUACACAAGGAAAAUAUUGCAAAACAAUGAAAGAGAAUAUGUCUUCAUUUGCAUGCUUGCACAUGAGAAAUCAGCUUUUACUUCAAAAUUAUUAUGAAAAAAGCCUAUAGCAAGGAGAGACGUUGUUUAAAUAGUAGUUAAUUUGAGCCGUUUUGAAAAUUACAUUUUUUCCAUAAAGGCAGCAUUGAACUCAUCCAUUAGUAUGCCCUAGUGCUUUCCUAUUUGACAUUGGUCCCAGAAUUGAAUUUAGAAGAACCAAGAAUUUUACUGCACAUUCGGAAAUCAGGAUCGCAGAGAGUUUAAGAUCAAGACCUUAAAGGGGAUCAUGACCAGUGAUACUGGGCUUGCCCUUUUUUAAUGUGUGUUUGUUCAGACAUGGGAAGUUUACUACCAAUCUUUUUUUUUUCCAAACUAGUAAUGAUAGAAUUUGUAUUUUCCUAUGAUGCCUGUAUUAAAUGUAUAAUCAUUUUAAUAUUUUAACACUUUUUUAAUGAGUUCUUUCAAGGGUUGUUAAACAAUCUAAACAUCUGAUUUUCCCUUGCAAUAUGCUGAUAGCUAAUCAUAUUUUCUCAAAGUCAUUUGACAUAAUGUUUGAUUGAAGAAAAUAUCUCUGGUAUGACUCUACUUGCUGAUUACAAAAGAGAAUUUGAAACUUCAAGAAAAAAGAUUAGAAAAGUUAACAACAUAAUACAAAUAAGUAUAUAAAAUAUAUUUUAUUCUUAAGAAAUAUAUAUGAAAUCGGAGUCGUAGAAUGAAAAAAGAGUAAUAUGUAAUUUUUAAACUACAGUUACAUUUCAAAUGUGAAUUUAAAUUGUAAAAUGUUAAGUUUAAUAAUAUUUUAUAUAAAUAUAAAAAUGCAAAAAUUAUUCUGAUGUUUCUAAUUUUGAAAAGGACAUGAGGCACUGAAAAUUUUCAGACACUUCUCCUAGGAUUAUCAAUUGAAAGAAUUCCUUUGGCUGAGUAUGACAUAAUCUGAUUAUGAUGGAGGAUCACCUCAUAAGACCCAAUAUUUGUACUCCUACUGGAAUACAUAUGAAAAAAGUGUGUAUCACUGUGUUUUAAUAGCUCAAGUUGAGAAGUCUCCCAAAUGUCCAUCAGUGAUAAAAUGAUAAAUAAAUUAUGGCAUACUUAUGUGGUAGAGUACUAUACAGCAAUUAAAAAGCAAACCAGAGUGACAUGUUUACAAAGAAUUUAUAUAACAAAGAAAAUGAACAAAUUUGAGCUAAAUAGCUAAUACAGAUGUGAGAGGAAUUAUCAAUAUUGAAAAAAUAUUCAAUUUAAUUCAAUUUAUAUGAAGUUUGCAAAAAUAUAUUUUAAUACAUUGUAAUUUAUUACAUUGGUGGCAAAACUCUAAAACGAAACAUAUAAGUGAUUAUCAUAACAACUGGGAUAUGUGGGAGGAAGAAAACUAAAGAGAAACAAUAUCAACAAGAAGGUAUAUAUGGGGAAUGUCUGGAUUUUUGGCAAAUUUUAUUUUUUGGCCACGAUGUAGUAAACAUGGGAGAUAAACUUAUAAUUUUUUCCCUAACUGUGUAUUUAAGUUUUGUUACUUUUCAUAACUAUGUUAUGUUCCACAAUAGUAAAAAUAUUUAAAAAUCAGAAAAUAAAGUAAAAUAAUAAAUAAAAAAUGAAGCCAAAACUACAUAUGUGCAUAGAUACAAUGGUAUUAUAAUUAUCAUGUUUUUCUUAACAAAGAAGCAUAGUGCAUUAUGGUAGUAAGAAAUACAAGUUAAAAUUAUAAGCUUUUCUUUAAAUUAAUUUUUAAAAGAAGGUAUAAUCUAGAAAUGUAAAUUUAAAUUCUUAAUGCUAAUCUUGGACAAAGCCUCCAGGAGCAACUGAAAACCUCUCUGCCACUGGCCUCUGCAGUAGAACUGCCCUUGCCACUCUUGGACUAAUGAAGGAGCAAAGAUCCUAAGUGCCUUAUCCAUACCUCCAACAAGAUGCAAUCAACCCAAGGAGAGAAACCUAGUUAGACUUCCAUGGGUCCCACAAAUGCACAAACCCUCCAUCUUGGGCUGACUGCACUGAGUGAUUGCUGACCUGCAUCUCUCUGGGAUGGAACCCCCAGAGGUUGACUCUUGGCCACAACCACUACUAAGAUCUCUUCCAGUGCUACCUCUAAACUGGGAAAGGAAUAUAAACACUGAGAUUGCACCAGGGCUGCAGUUGGCAGCUCAGGAAUGCCAAGUUUUGAACUGUAGCCAGGACUGAAGGGCACAAGGAACCUACAUCUUCAGAACACUGAGAGGGAACAUGGCUGCAACUGUGAGGAAACAUAGGGGAAACAUAUAAUUGAGCAACAGUCUAUCAACUGACCAAUAAGCAUAAGUGUCACCUGCUGGAUUACACCCCAAAACUUCAACACCAAAAAUGCCUCACUAACAUAACCCCCUUUGAAGCCAGAGACACAAAGUCAGCUUCUAAUAAAUACCCUACACAAAGGCUCUCCCUGGUGAAAACAUCCAGAAAGGAAGUCUAUUUACUGUGCUCAAUAUACACUGCAGUUAAAGAAACACCCACAUACAGAGAUGAGAAAGAACAAAUGCAGUAACUCAAAUGGCCAGAAUAUCAUAUUUCCUCCAAAAGACUACAGCAGUUCUCCAACAAGAGUUCUUAACAAGGUUGAACUGGCUAGAAUGACAGAAUACAGUAUAUGGCAGAAACAAAGAUUAUUGAGAUUUGGGAGGAAGACAAAACCCAAUCCAAGGAAAAUAAGAAUCACAAUAAUGUGAUACAGGAGCUGAAGGAUGAAAUAACCAGUAUUAGAAAGAAUUUAAUGGGUCUGACAGAGCUGAAUAACACAAUACAAGAAUCUCAUAAUGCAAUCACAAGGAUUAUCAGCAGAAUAUACUAAUCUGAGGAAAGAGUUUCAGAACUUGAAGACUGGUUUUCUGAAAUAAUACAGUCAGACAAAAAUAAAGAAAAGGCAUAAAAAGAAAUGAACAAAACCCCUGAGAAGUAUGGGAUUAUAAAAAGAGGUUAAAUCUGUAAAUCACUGGAAUCCCUGAAAGGGAGAGCCAGAAAGCAAACAACUUGGAAAGUAUAUUUCAGAAUAUCAUUCAUGAACUCUUUCCCAACCUUGCUAGAGAGGCCAACAGACAUAUUCAGGAAAUACAGAGAACUCAUGCAAGAUUCUACACAAGACCAUCUCCAAGAUAUAUAAUCAUCAGAUUUCCCAAGAUUGAAAUAAAAGAAAGAAUGUUAAAGGCAGCCAGAGAGAAAGGGCAGGUCACCUACAAAGGGAUUUCUAUCACGGUAACAGCAGAUCUGUCAGCUGAGUUCUUACAAAUCAGAAGAGAUUGGAGGCCUCUAUUCAACAUUCUUAAAGAAAAAAAUCUUCAACCAAGAAUUUCAUAUCCAACCAAAUUAAGCUUUUUAAGUGAAGGAGAAGGAAGAUUUUUUUCAGGUAAGCAAAUGUUGAGGGAAUUUAUUAUCACCAGAUCUGCCUUACAAGAGAUCUUGAAAGCAGCACUUAGUAUAGAAAAGAACACCACUACCAGCUAAUAAAAAAACCCUGAAACACAGAGACCAGUGUCACUGUAAAGCAACAACACAAACAAGACAACAUAAUAACAAGCUAAGAGCACAAUGACAGGAUCAAAUCCGCACAUAUCAAUAUUAAUCUUGAAUGUAAAUGGGCUAAAUGACACAAUUAAAUGGCACAGAAUGGCAAGCAGGAUAAAAAAGCAAGACCCAAUGGUAUUCUGUCUUCAAGAGACCCAUCUCAAAUGUAAUGACACUCAUAGGCUCAAAAUAAAUAAAUGGAGAAAAAUCUACCAAGCAAAUGGAAAACAGAAAAAAGGGGGAGUUGCAAUCCUAAUUUCAGACAAAACAAGUUUCAAACAAAUGAAAGUCUUUUAAAAAAAGACAAGCAAGGAUAUAACAUAAUGGUAAAGUAUUCAAUUUAACAAGAAGACCUAACAAUCCCAAAUAGAUAUGCACCCAAUACAGGAAUGUCUGGAUUCAUGAGGCAAGUUCUUAGAGACCUACAAAGAGACAUACACUCCCACCCAAUAAUAGUGAGUGACAUCAACACUCCACUGACAGUAUUAGAUCAUACAGGCAGAAAAUUAAUGAAGAUAUUUAGGACCUAAACUUAGCAUUGGACCAAAUGGAUCUGAUAGACCUUUACAGAAGUGUCCAUCCCCAAAUAAGAGAAUAUACAUUCUUUUCAUAGCCACACGGCACAUACUCGAUAAUCAACCACAUAAUUGGAUAUAAAACAAUCCUUAACAAAUGUAAAAUAACCAAAAUCAUACCAAACACACUCUCAGGCCACAGUGCAAUAAAAAUAAAAGUCAACACAAUGAAAAUUAUUAAAGCAUACAAUUACAUGGAAAUUAAACAUCAUGCUCCUGGAUGACUUUUAGAUAAAUAAUAAAAUUAAGUCUGAAAUCAAGAAGUUCUGUAAAAAUAAUAAGAACAAAGAUACAACAAACCAGAAUCUCUGGGACACAACUAAGGCAGUAGUAAGAGGGAAAUUCAUAGCACUAAAUGCCCACAUCAAAAAGUUUGUAAGGCCUCAAAUUAACAAUCUAAAUUCAAAAUUGAAAGAAUUAGAGAAAAAAGAACAAAUGAACCCCGAAGCUAGCAGAAGAUAAGAAAUAACACAAAUCAGAGCUGAACUGAAGGAAAUCAAGACACAAAAAACCAUUCAAAAGAUCAAUGAAUUUGGGAGUUGGAAUUAAAAAUAAUUAUAAAAUAGGCCACUAGCUAGACUAAUUAAGAAGAAAAGAGAGAAGAUCCAAAUAAACACAAUUAGAAAUGAUUUAAAGGAAUGUUAUUACUUACCCUACAGAAAUGGAAACAGCCAUCAGAACCACUAUAAACACCUCUAUGCAGACAAACUAGAAAACCUAGAAGAGACAGAUAAAUUCCUGGACACAUACACCCUCCCUGCUGCUGGAAGUCAGAGACCCCAAACGGAGGGACCGGCUGAAGCCAUGGCAGAAGAACAUAAAUUGUGAAGAUUUCAUGGACAUUUAUUAGUUCCCCAAAUUAAUACUUUUAUAAUUUGUUAUGCCUGUCUUUACUGCAGUCUCUGAACAUAAAUUGUGAAGAUUUCAUGGACACUUAUCACUUCCCCAAUCAAUACGUUUGUGAUUUCCUAUGCCUGUCUUUACCUUAAUCUCUUAAUCCCAUCAUCUUCAUAAGCUGAGGAGGAUGUAUGUUGCCUCAGAACCCUGUGAUGAUUGCAUUAACUGCACAAAUUGUAGAGCCUGUGUGUUUGAACAAUAUGAAAUCUGGGCACCUUGAAAAAAGAACAGGAUAACAGCAAUGUUUAGGGAAAAAGGGAGAUAACCUUAACCUCUGACUGCCAGUGAGCUGGGUGGAACAGAGCCAUAUUUCUCUUCUUUCAAAAGCAAAUGGAGAAAUAUCACUGAAUUCUUUUUCUCAGCAAGGAACAUCCCUGAGAAAGAGAAUGCGUCCCUGAGGGGAGGCCUCAGAAAUGGCCGCUUUGGGGACGGCUGUCUUUUACAGUCUUAGCUGAGGGAUGAAAUAAGCUCUGGUCUCCCAUAGCACUCCCAGGCUUAUUAGGACGAGGAAAUUCCCGCCUAAUAAAUUUUGGUCAAACCGGUUGUCUGCUCUCAAACCCUGUCUCCUGAAAAGAUGUUAUCCAUGACAAUUCAUGCCCGAAACUUCAUUAGCAAUUUUAAUUUUGCCCCGGUCUUGUGGUCCUGUGAUCUCGCCCUGCCUCCAUUUGCCUUUUGAUAUUUUAUUACCUUGUGAAGCAUGUGAUCUCUGUGACCCACACCCUAUUCGUACACUCCCUCCCCUUUUGAAAAUCACUAAUAAAAACUUGCUGGUUUUAUGGCUUAGGGGGCAUCACGGAACCUGCCAACAUGUGAUGUCUCCCCCAGACACCCAGCUUUAAAAUUUCUGUCUUUUGUACUCUGUCUUUUUAUUUCUCAGACUGGCCGACACUUAGGGAAAAUAGAAAAGAACCUAAGUGAAAUAUCGGGGGUGAAUUUCACCUGAUACUCCCAAGACUGAACCAGGAAGAAAUUUGUUCCCAGCACAGACCAAUAAUGAACUCCAAAAUUGAAUCAGUAAUAAAUAGCCUAUGAACCCAAAAAAGCCCAAGACCUGCUGGAUUCACAGCCAAAUUCUACCAGGUGUACAAAGAAGAGCUGUUACCAUUUUUACAGAAACUAAUCCAAAAAGUUUAGGAGGACUUCUCUUUAAUUCAUUGUAUGAGGCCAGCAUCAUCUUGAUACCAAAACCUGGCAGAGACACAACAGCAACAGAAAAUUACAGACCAAUAUCCUUGAUGGACAUCUAUGCAAAAAUCCUCAACAAACCUUUGCAAACUGAAUCCACAAGCCCGUCAAAAAGCUAAUCCACCAUGAUCAAAUAGGCCUCAUCCUGGCAUGCAAAGUUAGUUCAACAUACAAAAAUCAAUAAAUAUGAUUCAUCACAUAAACAGAACUAAAGACAAAAACCACAUGACUAUCUCAAUAAAUGCAGAAAAGGCUUUUGAUAAAAAUUCAACAUCCCUUCAUGUUAAACUAUUUUAAAAAAUUAGAUAUUGAAGGAACAUACUAAAAAUAAUAAGAGCCAUCUAUGAUAAACCCACACCCAACAUCAUACUGAAUGGGCAAAAGCUGGAAGCAUUCCUCUUGAAAACCAGCAAAAGGAAACGAUUCCCUCUGUCACCAUUUCUUUUCAACAUAGUAUUGGAAGUCCUGGCCAGAGCAAUCAGGUAAGAGAAAGAAAUAAAGGACGCCCAAAGAACCAUAGAGUAUGUCAAACUGUUUGCAGAUGACAUAUUCUCUAUCUACAAAACCCCAUAGUCUUGGCUCAAAAGCUCCUUCAUCUGAUAAACAACUUCAGAAAAGUUGCAGGAUACAAAAUCAAUGUACAAAAAUCACUUGUAUUCCUAUAAACCAACAACAAUCAAAUCAGGAAGGCAAUCCCAUUCACAAUUGCCACACACACAAAAAAUACCUAGGAAUACAGCAAACCAGGAAGUGAAAAAUUUACACAAUAAGAAUUACAAAAAAACUUCCCAAAAAGAUCAGAGAAGACACGAACAAAUGGGAAAACAUCCCAUGUUCAUGGAUACAAAGAAUCAAUUAUUAAAAUGGCUGUACUGCCCAAAGGAAUGUACAGAUUCAAUGUUAUUCCUAUCAAACUACCAAUGAGAUUCUUCACAGAACUGGAAAAAUUUAUUUUACAAUUUAUAUGGAACCAAAAAAGAGCCCUAAUAGUUAAAGUAAUACUAAGUGAAAACAACAGAGCUAACAAAGCUAGAGGAAUCACAUUACCCAACUUCAAACUAUGUUACAGAGCUACAGUGACCAAUAUAGCAUGGUACUGGUAUAAAAACAGGUACAUACACCAAUGGAACAGAAUAGAGAUCCCAGAAAUAAGGCCACACAUUUAUGACUAUCUAAUCUUUGACAAAACUGACAAAAACAAGCUAUGGGAACAAGACUUCAUAUUUAAUAAAUAGCACUGGGAUAACUGGCUAGCUAUCUGCAGAAGAUCAAAUCUGAAAUUCUUCCCUGUACCAUAUAAAAAAAUCAAGUCAAAAUGGAUUAAAGACCUAAAUGUAAAACAGAAACCUGUAAAAGCCCUGGAAGACAACCUAGGCAAUACCAUCCUGGACCUAGGAAUGAGCAAAGAUUUCAUGGCAAAGACAUCAAAAGCAAUCAAACAAAAACAAAAAUUGACAAAUGGGAUCCUAUUAAACUUAAGAGCCACUGCACAACAAAAGAAAAUAUCAACAGAGUAAAUCGACAACCUACAGAAUGAAAGAAAAUAUUUGCAAACAAUGCAUCUGACAAAGGCCUUAUAUCCAACAUCUAUAAGGAACUUGAAUUUACAAGAGAAAAACAACCACAUUAAAAAGUGGGCAAAAGACCUGAACAGACACUUCUCAAAAGAAGACAUACAUGUGACCAAGAAGCAUAUGAAUAAAAACUUAACAUCACUGAUCAUUAGAGAAAUCCAAAUCAAAACCACAAUGAGGUACCAUCUCACACCAGUCAGAUGGCUAUUACUAAAAUGUGAAAAACAAUCAGCUCCAUCAUGGUGGAUGGGAGGCAGGACUAAAUUGCAGUUCUGACUUGGAAAGACAGAGUAGCUUAUGAAGGCUUGCAUCAUGAAUUUUAGCUCCAGAAAGACUGCAGAAAAAAAUCAGGAAAUGCGAGAGGACCCACAGGUUUUCUGAAGAAAGUGGGCUGCUCCUGCAGAACCUGGGAGACACCCCAAAUACUGUGAAGGCCCAAAUUGCGGAAGUGGGAAAGGGAGAUCCUCUGCCCCCAAACACAACCUCCCCUGGGAAAACUGAAGGUCUAUUUUAUGGGAAAAGAUUACAACCUUACCUGGAGCUGAGUCAAUUUAGAGAGCUGAGCAAAAUACAGGAAUAGAGGGAGCAGUAGAAAAGGCCCUGUGAGCUCGCUGGGUCCUCAAGCAGGCUAUUCCUGUGUGGCAUCACAAAGAUCCUUUGGGAGGGUGACAAGAGGGAAAUGCCACAGAGAGAAGGAAAUCACCAGCUGAAUUUUGGAACAAUUUGAAGUCAUCGAGAAGCCUCCUGGCCAGAACUGAGGGAAGAAUUCAAAUCCAUUGUGCAGACUAAAUAGGCAGGGGAAGAAUUAAAGUCCUGCUUUCUUUCACAGCUAGGAGGUGGGUAGCCUGUGGCAAGUUCUCAGCCCUGCUUGCCGACUGUCUGGAAACAGACAGGGUGCCAUUGGGGAGGCAUGGUGGGAGUGAGACCAGCCCUUUGGAUUGCAUGGGAGCUGGGUCAGGCCUGUGACUGCCAGCUUUCUCUCACUUCCACGACAACCUGCAUGACUCAGUAGAGGCAGCUUCCUUCUAGGUGCAUAACUCCAUUAACCUGGAAACCUCAGCCCCAUCACCCCUAGCAGCCACAGCAGAAGAGAGUGAGUCUGAGCUCAGACCUGCUUAGCUCUGCCCCACCUGAUGGUACUUCCCUACCCACAUUGGUAUUCUGAGCACAAAGGGCAUAAACUCUUGAGAGUUCUAGUGACUUACCCACUGCCGGUGCCUCUUCAUACUAUCACAGCUGAUGCUCUCUAGAAAGAACUACCUCCUGGUAGGAGGCCAACCACACAAAAAUAGAGCAUUAAACCACCAAAGCUAAGAACCCUCACAGAGUCCAUUUCACCCCUCUGCCACCUCCACCAGAACAGGUGCUGGUAUCCACAGUUGAGAGACCAACAGAUGGUUUACAUCACAGGACUCUGUGCAGACAACCCCAGUAUCAGCCUGGAGCCUGGUGGACUUUCUUGGUGACUAGAUCCAGAAGAGAGAUAACAAUUACUACAGCUCAGCUGUCAGGAAGCCACAUCCAUAGGAAAAAAGGGAGAAUACUACAUCAAAGAAACACCCUCUGGAACAAAAAAGUCUGAACAACAGCCUUCAGCCCUAGAUCUUUUCUCUGACAGAGCCUACCCAAAUGAGGAGGAGCCAGAAAACCAACUCUGGUAAUAUGACAAAACAAGGCUCUUUAACACUCCCCAAACAUCACACUAGCUCACCAGCAAUGGAUCCAAACCAAGAGGAAAUCCCUGAUUUACCUGAAAAAAAAUUCAGGAGGUUAGUUAUUAAGCUAAUCAGAAAGGCACCAGAGAAAAGUGAAGCCCAAUGCAAGGAAAUCCAAAAAUAUGAUUCAAGAAGUGAAGGAAGAAAUAUUCAAAUAAAUUUUAAUAAUAAAUAAUAAUAAAUUUUAAUAAUAAAUAAAUUUUAAUAAUAAAUAAAUAAUAAAUUUUAAUAAUAAAUUUUAAUAAUAAAUUCAAACAUUUGAUACAGUUAGUACAUAAAUUUUGAUGCAUAAAAAAGUUAAAAUGAAACACACUAAUCUGUUCUGUAUACACCUAAAUGUAACUUUGACACUGAAAUGGAUUAAGACACUGCUCUUCUCUGAGGAACUGAGUUUUUAUUCUAAUUUCUGGAUGUAGUGUGUGGGAAUUAUUAUUUUUGCCGCUCUUUUUCUGAAAAAGAUUGCCUUUUCCUAAGAGCUGUUGUUCCAAUGAAAACCUAGUGUUUUCAACCCAGCAUGAAUGAUGCAAGUGCUGAGGUCCUUUGGGCGAGACCCUCUGGGGUUAUUGUAGCUCUCACUGGAGACGUGAGCUCUGCUCUCUUUUCAAAGUAUCCAUGAAGUCUCAACAGAACCCACCACACAACCCCCCACCCACCAUGGUAGUUUGUCUUUCUCUUUGUCUUCUUUCCCAACCUCAUCUUUAUUGCCUGGAUAUAGUGAGGCCAGGGUAACCUUCUUGUCUCUACGUGGAUAGUACGUUUGUACUUCUAGCCUUGGGAUUUUUCCUUAAUAUUUUUCCAUGCUAGCUGAGUUUGCCUUUUCAAUAGCUCUCUUGACUAAAUGUACGGUAAUUUCCAAGAUAUUUUGGUUUUAUUUUAUUUUAUUUUUGCUUAGCAUUGCUUCAGGGGACUGAAGGUGAGGGAUCAGUUCUUCAUAGUGGAACACCUUACAUCUUUCUCUGCCAUCUUUGACGUUUAUGAGGCAUAUUUUUCUACUUUGGUAGCUGUUGCUGAAUUUGUUUCAUUGGUGCUUUGCUCACUUUACUUACUUUUUUAGCUAUUGAAGAAGAAUGACUGUAUCAUGCUGCUGAUUUCCCCAUCUUGGCUAGACAGUAUGUCAUCCUUUAUCUACAUUGGUCCCUGUAGUGAGGAUCAUGGAGCAGAUGUUGCUGGGAGAGUGAGUAUAUGUGAAAAAAAUGUGAAGGUAUUUGGUGCUGAUGAAGCAAUAUGCCCUACUGGGCAGGGGAGAGGCACAGAAUAAGAAUUCUUGCCAUGUGGAUGAACUCAUUCAAACACAGUGACUGCUUUAUGAGACAACAGAUAGAUUUCCACCUCUUCUCACAUGUACAGAGAAAAUAUUUCCAAAGUCUCCAGAAUAUUUAUGUUAAUACUAUUUAAUAUAAACUUGCAAGUCUUUUUAAAUGUGUUUAAAACUAUCACAGUACUAAACAUGAACUAGAUGCAUAAUAAAUGCUGAAAGUAAAAAGCCUGAAUUAUUAAAGUGAAAAGAGAAAAAGAUUUAGAUCCCAAAUAAAUGUAUGCGUUUGUGUGUGUGUGUGUGUGCGCGCGCGCAUGUUUGCUGUGCAUGUACUUGUAAAAAGUAAAAUAAUAGAAAAGUAUUAUUCUUGGUACCCAGCAUUCUAGGAAUAAUGUCUUCCACAAGAUUAUUAGAAAACUCUGCUACUUUGUAGGAGGAGCUUUGGAUAACUAUGAAUAAGUCCCUUUACAGACUUAACUUUAAAAAACCAUCUGAUUUUUCUUUAUUUUCGUUAUUUUUAUUGUAAAUUGACAUAUUUUACUUGCAUACAUUUAUGAGGUAUCAGGUGUUGUUAUGAUUUAUGAAUACUAUGUGGAAUAAUUAAAUGAAACUAACGUAUUCAAAUGAUAAUAAAUAUAACAGAUAACAGGUAACAAAUAUUAUUUUUUUAUGGUGAGAACAUUUGAAAGUUACUUUUUCAGCAAUUUUGUAAUGUACAAUACACUAUUAUUAACCAUAUUCACAAUGCUGUUCAGUAGAUCUCAAAAAAGCAAAACAAAACUUCUUCCUCUUGUCUAACUGAGGUUCUGUAAACUUUCACCAUCAUCUCCCCAUUUUUCUCCACCCAAACUCGGAAGUAUGUAAAAAUUCUCAGUGCUUAGAAAGUUUCAUAUACCAAUUUUUGUAAUGAUACUUCCCCAGAACUCAAUUUGACAGACUGAAGUAUGUAGAUAAGACAAAAAAAAAAAAAAACACAAACCAAUGAAAAUAAAUAUGUCCUUAUUUGCAUGUUUACAAAUGAGAAUUCAGUGUUUCCUUUCUCACCAGCUACAAAAGACUUCAGCCUACUGUGUAUAAGGCACACAGCAUCUGGAUGAAGCUCAGCUGAGCUGUCUGGGGAAAUACAGAGAUUUUUAUGAAGAGAGCUUUAAACCCAGCCAUUAGCAAAUCUGGAUGGUUGCUGGUUUAACAUUCCCUUUUUAAAGGGAAUAUAUUAUUGAAUUUUCAAGAAUCAGAUAUACAUAGCAUUUUAGAUGAAUGCAUUAAGAAGUCUUCAGCAGUGGUAUUAGACAUUGGGGCAUGCUCUUACAGGCAAUGGGUGAUGUCAUAAAGAGCAUAUUUACAUUCGUUUUAAUUGUGGAAUUUAUAAUUGGAAAUUUGGGAAAUAGUUUCAUAGCACUGGUGAACUGUAUUGACUGGGUCAAGGGAAGAAAGAUCUCUUCAGUUGAUCAGAUCCUCACUGCUUUGGCAAUCUCUAGAAUUAGUCUGGUUUGGUUAAUAUUCGGAAGCUGGUGUGUGUCUGUGUUUUUGCCAGCUUUAUUUGCCACUGAAAAAAUGUUCAGAAUGCUUACUAAUAUCUGGACAGUGAUCAAUCAUUUUAGUGUCUGGUUAGCUACAGGCCUCGGUACUUUUUAUUUUCUCAAGAUAGCCAAUUUUUCUAACUCUAUUUUUCUCUACCUAAAAUGGAGAGUUAAAAAGGUGGUUUUGGUGCUGCUUCUUGUGACUUCGGUCUUCUUGUUUUUAAAUAUUGCACUGAUAAACAUCCAUAUAAAUGCCAGUAUCAAUGGAUACAGAAGAAACAAGACUUGCAGUUCUGAUUCAAGUAACUUUACACGAUUUUCCAGUCUUAUUGUAUUAACCAGCACGGUGUUCAUUUUCAUACCCUUUACUUUGUCCCUGGCAAUGUUUCUUCUCCUCAUCUUCUCCCUGUGGAAACAUCGCAAGAAGAUGCAGCACACUGUCAAAAGAUCCGGAGACGCCAGCACCAAAGCCCACAGAGGAGUUAAGAGUGUGAUCACUUUCUUCCUACUCUAUUCCAUUUUCUCUCUGUCUUUUUUCAUAUCAGUUUGGACCUCUGAAAGGUUGGAGGAAAAUCUAAUUAUUCUUUCCCAGGUGAUGGGAAUGGCUUAUCCUUCAUGUCACUCAUGUGUUCUGAUUCUUGGAAACAAGAAGCUGAGACAGGCCUCUCUGUCAGUGCUACUGUGGCUGAGGUACAUGUUCAAAGAUGGGGAGCCCUCAGGUCACAAAGAAUUUAGAGAAUCAUCUUGAAUAUAUUAGAAAAAAAAUAGCUCCUAAGAAAUUCUUGUAUGUUAUAUAAAUUUAUACUUCCUCAAGAUUCUUUCAUUGUGUAUAACUUUGUGAAUUUUACAAAGAUAUGCUUGGAAUCAACAGCAUCCAAACAUAUCACAAAUUAGGAUAUAUGAAAGUAUGUAUAUUACCAUACAGAGAAGAAUGUGAAUACUAUAAAGAGUUCUUAUGCAAACAGAUAAUAUAGAUUUUGUAUCAAUCAUUCACCUUUUUUGAGAUUUUUAAAUGAGAAAACCUAUAAUGUAUAAAAUACAUGUGUGUAUGUAUGUAUGUGACACAGUUACUAAAAAUAGGCUUCUUAAACUUACAUCUCGAUCUGGUAGAUAAAGUACAUAAAAGAAUAUGGAAUUUUAGUACCUAUAUUAAGUGUUUUUAAUUUUUGUAUAAUAUUUAGUACCUGAUUAGCGUGUAUGCAAAAAAGUAAUUUGCUUCGUUUGUUGGAUUAGAAGCCAGCUGCCUUACUAAACUACCACAUUUGCUUUGCUCAUUCUCUUGGCUUUGCAGAUAGAAAAUUAUAUCAUCUGCAUAUAGUGACUUAUAAUGAUUAUUUUACUUCUCCAUUUUACUACUUGUAAUUCUUUUUUGGUAUCAGUUGUAUAAUGAAAUGGUUUGAACAUUCAAAGUGUUAAGUAAUCCUGAUCGUAGCUGCUGUCUUUGCAAAUGGAGUGUUUUCUAGUGUUUUAACAAUAAACGUAAUACUGACUCUAGCUUUGAGAUAAAUUCUUUUAAAAAUAUUCUUCAGGAAGAAUAUUUGUUUCCUAUCUUCCUGUGUAUAGUAUUAUAAUAAAAUCUCUGUUAAAAACUAUCAAA
This is a messenger RNA of Gorilla gorilla gorilla (western lowland gorilla), 14795 nucleotides long. RefSeq names its product taste 2 receptor member 14 (gene TAS2R14). Lineage: Eukaryota; Metazoa; Chordata; Mammalia; Primates; Hominidae. The record is from RefSeq and is a predicted model, not a curated record. Bases 12978 to 13946 code for a protein of 322 amino acids. Gene Ontology annotation, molecular function: G protein-coupled receptor activity; bitter taste receptor activity. Gene Ontology annotation, biological process: detection of chemical stimulus involved in sensory perception of bitter taste; G protein-coupled receptor signaling pathway; sensory perception of taste. Gene Ontology annotation, cellular component: membrane. The transcript has a single exon.